UCAGUCAACAACAGAAAAUAAAUAUAAGCCCCAAAAUUAGAGUGAUGCCCUUAUCUUAAUUAAGAAUGUUUCAAAAAAUUGGGAAGGAAUAAAAUGAAAGAGAAGUAAAAAUAGAAACCUUAACACAUCCGAAAUAGCAGGUUGCGGAGAGAACAGAAGAAAAAAGGUAUAACUGGUUAAAUUAGGAAGAAAGUGCAAAAAUGGUUUCUUUGGUUGUAGCACAUAUGUACGUACAGGUUCAUCUCAUUGGAUAGACUGCUUCUAUCUCCCGCAGCGUUGAUCGAUCUUUCAAGGUAUUACUUGCGUGCACAAAAAUGUCAGGCAAACCCGGCUGCUGCUUUCCUGUAAACCUUGACAGAUCCUUCAAGGGUAGCUUCAAACUGACAAGAAGCAGCUCAUCUGAUGCAAAGGGACGGCCACAGGAGAAAUCUUCUCUGGUUGUUUGUUUCGGGGAGUUGUUAAUAGAUUUCGUGCCAACUGUGGGUGGAGUCUCACUUGCAGAGGCACCUGGCUUUAAAAAAGCUGCCGGCGGAGCUCCAGCCAAUGUUGCUGUUGAGAUCUCGAGACUUGGUGGCUCUUCAGCUUUUAUUGGCAAGGUUGGUGAAGAUGAAUUUGGGUAUAUGUUGGCUGAUAUUCUGAAGCAAAACAACGUUGACAAUUCGGGCAUGCGUUUUGAUGCACAUGCAAGAACUGCACUUGCAUUUGUGACGUUGAGAGAUGACGGCGAGCGCGAAUUCAUGUUCUUCCGAAAUCCGAGCGCUGAUAUGCUUCUUCGUGACACAGAGCUUGAUGCGAGCUUAAUUAAGAAGUCAUGUAUUUUCCACUACGGAUCGAUUAGUUUGAUUGAGGAACCAUGCAGGUCAGCUCACCUUGCUGCCAUGGAAAUCGCCAAGAAAGCUGGUACCAUCCUCUCCUAUGAUCCAAAUCUGAGAUUGCCACUAUGGCCAUCAGAAGAGGCUGCCAGGAAAGGAAUCAUGAGCAUAUGGAACCAAGCAGACAUUAUCAAGAUUAGUGAGGAAGAAAUUUCCUUCUUGACCAAAGGCGACGAUCCUUACGAUGAUAAUGUCGUGUUAAAGAAGCUAUUCCACCCAAACCUUAAGCUUUUGAUCGUUACCGAGGGGCCAGAUGGUUGCAGAUACUACACCAAGGAAUUUAAGGGAAAGGUUGGUGGUAUUAAAGUUAAUGCAGUGGACACAACUGGUGCUGGUGAUGCUUUUGUUGGUGGGGUACUGAACAGUUUGGCUUCGGACUUGAAUCUCUACAAGGAUGAGAACCGAUUGAGAGAAGCUCUUAGGUUUGCAAAUGUGUGUGGCGCUCUCACUGUGACAGAGAGAGGGGCUAUUCCUGCCCUCCCCACCAAGGAAGCAGUCCUCCAAGCUUUAUCCGAUGGCGUUGCUUCACCCAAAGACUCUGCUUCAAGCUAAACAUAUGUGCUCCCUUUUUAUUUAUUUAUUUAUUUAUUAUUUUUUUUAAGCUAUAUACCCAGCUACACAUAAAGAGACCUUUUCACAAACACUUGGUGUGCAGGAGUUUGAAGCCUUGUAAUCUAUUAUUCCUUUUUUGUUUUACACAACCAACCUAUAACAAAUUUAUUCUGUUUUAUAUUCCCUUUUUCUGUAUAUAUAUUCGUAUAUCAUUCAAUGAGAAAUUCAGAGAAGA
Messenger RNA from Malania oleifera, 1659 nucleotides. Its product is annotated as probable fructokinase-7. Gene Ontology annotation, biological process: fructose metabolic process. The transcript is spliced from 7 exons. Lineage: Eukaryota; Viridiplantae; Streptophyta; Magnoliopsida; Santalales; Ximeniaceae. Bases 315 to 1424 code for a protein of 369 amino acids. Gene Ontology annotation, cellular component: cytosol. The record is from RefSeq and is a predicted model, not a curated record. Gene Ontology annotation, molecular function: fructokinase activity.